AUGAACGUCACCACUUCUCUCAUUUCUUCUUUGAGGUCUUCCUCUCUCCUCGGAACCAAAGUGGUUACACCAAGAAGCGCCAUACUUUCACGGCGACAAUUGUCCACAUCCUAUGUUCCUGUUACCAAAGCUGCAUUGCCGUCGUCGCGAGCCAACAACGUUGUUCCCAAAACCCCUGCUUUUGAGAUCGUCUCCAGCUUCUACACCGCUAUUAACGGCAAUAAUUUAUCCUCGGCUAGAGACCUCAUUGCUAAGGACUGCGUCUACGAAGAUCUCAUUUUCUCAUCUCCCUUCGUUGGCCGAACGGCAAUUCUAGAGUUUUUCGGAAAGUUCAUUGAUGCGACAAGUACGGACAUGCAGUUUGUGAUAGAUGACAUUUCGAAAGAGGACUCCUCAGCUGUUGGAGUUUCAUGGCAUUUAGAAUGGAACGGAAAAAAAUUUCCAUUUAGCAAAAGUUGCAGCUUUUACCGGUUAGAGGUUAUUGAUGGCAAGAAACAAAUUGUAUAUGUAAGGGACUGCGUCGAGCCUGCAAUUAAACCAGGAGAAAGUGUUAUUGCUGCUGUCAAAGGAGUUGCCUGGCUGCUCCGGAAAUUUCCACAACUUGCUGAUCGUUUCUGAUGGAAUUACCAUGCGGCUUGCUUGAUAACUUCUUACUAAAUAAAAACUUUGAACGAAAAUCUUGCUUGAUCUUCGUUUACUAUUUUCUUUUAUAUACCAUUAAGUUGGU
Raphanus sativus (radish) is the source of this 727-nucleotide messenger RNA. RefSeq lists its product as uncharacterized. NCBI's taxonomy places the organism in Eukaryota, Viridiplantae, Streptophyta, Magnoliopsida, Brassicales, Brassicaceae. The record is from RefSeq and is a predicted model, not a curated record. The transcript is spliced from 5 exons. The coding region runs from base 1 to 618 and encodes 205 amino acids.